UCUUUCGAAUCAGUUCAGAAAAUGAACCCUACAACAUUUGACGCUGCAACAAAGACUUGGAAAGGUCCCCAAAAUAGUCGAAUUUUUAACUCAAAAGCUGGACUUGGAGAACUAUUGUUAUCUGUUCUUGCAAGAACUCCAAAUAAAGUCGCUCAAAUUAGCGAUAAUAAUGGAGUGACUUUCACUUGUAAAGAAAUUCGUGAACGCAGUAUUCGGGUAGCGGAAAACUUAAAACUACGUGGAUACAAAUUCGGUGACAUGAUGGCGAUCAUUAGUCGAAAUAAUCAUGAUGUUAGUGCAGUUGUUUUUGGAUGUCAUAUACUUGGUGCUCCUUUAAAUUGUUUGGAUCCUACUUUCGGAGAAGCUGAUUUGUAUGGAAUGUUAAAUUUAACAAGACCUAAAGUUGUAUUUUGUGAAACUUUCAACUUGGAAACUGUUAAAAAUGCAUUAAAAAGUGCCUCGUUAAACGCUGAAGUAAUUUUACUUGGUGAAACGUUAGAAGGGCAGGAUCACGUGACUUCAUUACUUCAGAAAGUAGAUGGAGUAAUCGAAAAACAUUAUAUUCCAACAAAAAUUGAACAACCCGAAACUCAUCCUGUUGUAAUUGUUUGCAGUUCAGGAACAACUGGACAAUCUAAGGGAGUUUGUCUUUCACACUCUCACAUUAUCGUUCAAGCAGAACAAUUUGGUGAUCUAUGUGAAGAAGAUACUCUUCUAUGUUUUAGCUCAAUCUAUUGGGUAUCGGGAUAUAUGACUUUGGUAAUGGGAACACUUGUUGGUUCGCAACGUAUCAUUACCACAGAACCUUAUUCUCCAGCUACAAUGUGUCGUAUAGUUGAAAAAUACAAAACAACUGCGACAAUCAGUCCUCCGUCUCAAAUCUCACAACUUUUGGGAUAUGAAAAUGUUGAUAAGUGUGACUUAUCAUCAAUACGACAAUGUCUCUGUGGAGGUAGCUUUGUGUCAGACAAUUUACGAAAACAAAUGCAAAAACGUAUCAAUGGAGAUGUCAUUGUUGGUUAUGGUAUGACCGAAGCAGGAGGCUUAUGUACAAUGACCUAUCCUGAUAUCAAACUGGGAUGCGUAGGAGGCCUUGUGAAAGGUAUGCAAGCAAAAAUUGUCGAUCCUGAUACUGAAACUAAAUUAGGUCCUGGCGAAAUUGGUGAAAUUCGAUUCAAAUACGAAUUUGAUUUUCUUGGAUAUUUUGGCAAUGAAAAAAGUACCAAAGAAGCUUUUGAUAAAGAUGGUUGGAUUUGUUCUGGUGACAUUGGAUUUUUCGAUGAAAGCUGUAAUCUUCACAUUGUAGAUCGUAAAAAGGACAUUAUCAAAUACAACAAUUACCAAAUCUCGCCGUCAGAAAUAGAAGCAGUCCUGCAACAAGAAACAGGCAUCUUAAAUAUGUGCGUUGUUGGUAUCGAAGACAUUGAACAUGGCACAGAUUUACCAGCAGUCGUCGUUUUGAAAGAUAAAAGCUUAAACAUAACGGAAGAAGAUAUCAUCAAAACUGCAGAAAGAACUUUACCGAAUUAUAAACACUUGAGAGGAGGAUGCUACUUUGUUGAUGAAUUUCCAAUGACACCUUCCGGAAAAGUUCAACGUAGAGUAGUGAAAGAAAUGGCCAAAAAAUUUUACAUGAACCAUGAUCCAAAUGUAAAGACGUAACUUUGUUUUUUUAUCGCAAAUUUAAUAAAAGUUUACUAUUUAAUUUUUCUUAUCUUUAUUUAGAAUAAAAUUUGAUAAUCUAC
Culicoides brevitarsis is the source of this 1745-nucleotide messenger RNA. RefSeq names its product probable 4-coumarate--CoA ligase 1. NCBI's taxonomy places the organism in Eukaryota, Metazoa, Arthropoda, Insecta, Diptera, Ceratopogonidae. The transcript has 2 exons. Bases 22 to 1662 code for a protein of 546 amino acids. Gene Ontology annotation, molecular function: long-chain fatty acid-CoA ligase activity. The record is from RefSeq and is a predicted model, not a curated record. Gene Ontology annotation, biological process: fatty-acyl-CoA biosynthetic process; long-chain fatty acid metabolic process.